Messenger RNA from Dama dama (fallow deer), 2053 nucleotides. It is a transcript of the gene BEST4, whose product is annotated as bestrophin 4. Lineage: Eukaryota; Metazoa; Chordata; Mammalia; Artiodactyla; Cervidae. Gene Ontology annotation, molecular function: chloride channel activity. The transcript has 10 exons. The record is from RefSeq and is a predicted model, not a curated record. Bases 331 to 1473 code for a protein of 380 amino acids.
AAGGCUAGCUCAGUUCCCCUUCCUCGGCACAGGCUGCUGUCCAGAGCAGGCUGCCAGCACCAUGACCGUCUCCUACACCCUCAAAGUGGCGGAGGCCCGCUUCGGAGGCUUCUCUGGCCUGCUUCUCCGUUGGCGGGGAAGCAUCUACAAGCUCCUCUACAAGGAAUUCCUCCUCUUCAUCGCCCUGUAUGCUCUGCUCAGCGUCACCUACCGGUGCGAGGGCUGCUGCUGACCCAGGAGCAGAAGCACGUGUAUGCUCAGGUGGCCCGAUACUGCAACCGCUCUGCGGACCUCAUCCCCUUGUCCUUUGUACUGGGUUUCUACGUGACCAUGGUGGUGAACCGCUGGUGGGCCCAGUACACAAGCAUCCCGCUGCCGGACCAGCUGAUGUGCGUCAUCUCGGCCACCGUGCACGGCGUGGACCAGCGUGGCCGUCUGCUGCGCCGCACCCUCAUUCGCUACGCCAACCUAGCGUCGGUGCUGGUGCUGCGCUCUGUCAGCACGCGCGUGCUCAAGCGCUUUCCCACCAUGGAGCACGUGGUGGACGCAGGUUUCAUGUCCCAGGAAGAGAGGAAAAAGUUUGAGAGCCUGAAAUCUGACUUCAAUAAGUACUGGAUUCCUUGCGUCUGGUUCACCAAUCUGGCGGCCCAGGCCCGGAGGGACGGGCGAAUCCGUGAUGACAUUGCUCUCUGCCUGCUCCUGGAAGAGCUGAACAAGUACCGGGCCAAGUGCAGCAUGCUCUUCCACUAUGACUGGAUCAGCAUCCCCCUCGUCUACACCCAAGUGGUGACCAUAGCAGUAUACUCCUUCUUUGCCCUCUCCUUGGUGGGCCGCCAGUUCGUGGAGCCAGUGGCAGGUGCUGCCAAACCUCGGGAGCCUCUGGAACCAGGGCCAGCUGUAGGCGAUCUGGACAUGUAUGUGCCUCUCACCACUCUGCUGCAGUUCUUCUUCUAUGCUGGCUGGCUCAAGGUGGCAGAACAGAUCAUUAAUCCCUUUGGUGAGGAUGAUGACGACUUUGAAACCAACCAGCUUAUAGACCGCAACUUGCAGGUAUCCCUGCUCUCCGUGGAUGACAUGUACCAGAACCUGCCUCCCACGGAGAAGGACGCCUACUGGGAUGAGGACUCGGCGCAACCGCCCUACACAGUGGCCACGGUGGCCGAGUCGCUGCGGCCUUCCUUCCUGGGCUCCACCUUCAACCUGCGCAUGAGCGACGACCCUGAGCAGAGCCUGCAGGUGGAGGCGUCACCUGGGCCAGCCCGGCCUGUGACCGCGCAGACCCCACUGCUCGGCCGCUUCCUGGGCGUAGGCGCUCCCUCGCCAGCCAUCAGCCUUCGGAACUUCGGCCGCGUCCGCGCCCCCCGGACCCCGCAUCUGCUGCGCUUCCGGGUCGAAGAGGGCGGCGACGUCGAGGCAGCGGACCGCAUCGAGGAGGAGGCGUCAGGGUCUGGGGACGAGACCCAGGAGCCCUGAGCCAACGGGGCGGGGGGGGGGGGGGGGGGGGGCGUCCAGCUGCCUCCCCCAGGCCCGCCCCGGCCCACUUUGCGGGCCCUACGGAUUUAGAGCAGCAUUCCCGCGUGCCCUAAGCCCGGGCACCUAGGGACCGCCCCUGAUGGCAGAAGGGCCUGAAUCAGGGUAGGGGAUGCUUCCACGUUGGCUUGGAGGUGAAGCUAGGGCGCAAGGGCGAGGCACAGAGGACUAGAGCCCAGGUGCACGGUUUAUUUCCGCUGCGAUUUGGGGCUAGGCCAGUUCUUAAACUUGAGGGAGCAUCAGUUAUCACUGAAGGGCUGGUUAAAAAGUCUUGGGUACCACCCCCAGCAUUUGAUUCAAGUCUGGGAGAGAGGUUAAGAAUUUGCUAUUUCUAGUAGUUUUCCAGGGAAUGCUGCUGCUGCCCCCACGAUCACAUAAAAACAUGUUUAGGAUAUACCUUGUUCUGAUAACCUCACCCUGAAGAGGGGCCAAAGUGUGUACUGGGUACUUUAUCUGUUAUGUUCAAUUUGUUUACAAUGAGAAUGUAUUAUUAUUUGUGCAAUUAAAAUUGCUUAAAACUGAA